AUGGCAGAAAACACCGAGGGCCCCCGAGCCGGCCAAAAAGUAGCCCUUGUCACCGGAGCCGGAGUCGGCGGCAUCGGAGGCGCACUCGCCCUCGAGCUGCAUUCGGCCGGCUACUUUGUCAUUUGCGCCGUGCGGCGGCCCUCGAGCGCCAGCGAGCUCCUGCGGCCGGGCAUCAUAGCCAUUGAGCUCGACGUCUCGUCCACCGAGUCCGUAUCAGCCGCCGCCAAGAAGGUCUCCUCCGUGACAAACGACAAGCUCCACGUCCUCGUCAACAAUGCCGGCUCCGCGACGCACCGGCCGGCCCUGGACCUCGAUGUCGACGGCGUCGUGGCCUCCAUGUUUGACGUCAACGUCCUGGGCGUCAUGCGAAUGGUCAAGGCCUUCUCGGACCUCUUGAUCAACGCAAAGGGCUGCGUUGUUAACAUUGGCAGCAUUGCGCCCAUUGUGCCGCUGGUGUAUUCCUCCGCCUACAAUGCGACCAAGGCGGCGCUUCAUGCCUAUGGCGACGCGCUUCGCAUGGAGCUCAAGCCUCUCGGAGUUGACGUUGUGACCGUUGUGACGGGCGGCGUGAAGAGCAACCUAGUUCGCGAGGACAGCCUGUCUCUCCCCGAGGGCUCGCGGUACCUUCCCGUGCAGAAUUUCUGGCUGCACCGAGUGACCAUGUCUCAAAAGGGAGCAAUGGACACCGACGAGUACGCUCGCAAAAUCAUAGGCAUGAUCCAGAAGAAGAACAGGCCCAUUUGGUUCUGGAGCGGAGGUUCCGUCUCCAUUGCCUGGUUCAUGUACUACUUUGUUCCACGGCGGUUGAGGCUUUUCGUCAUGGCGAGACGAUUUGGGCUGAUUGGGAAGAAGCUUCUUGGCCAAUAG
Molecule: messenger RNA, 867 nt
Organism: Metarhizium robertsii ARSEF 23
Lineage: Eukaryota; Fungi; Ascomycota; Sordariomycetes; Hypocreales; Clavicipitaceae
Exons: 3
Coding region: 1-867 (288 amino acids)
Biological process (GO): phosphatidic acid biosynthetic process; triglyceride catabolic process
Cellular component (GO): endoplasmic reticulum; lipid droplet
Molecular function (GO): triacylglycerol lipase activity; acylglycerone-phosphate reductase (NADP+) activity
Source: RefSeq, a predicted model, not a curated record